Neospora caninum is the source of this 3411-nucleotide messenger RNA. RefSeq lists its product as hypothetical. Lineage: Eukaryota; Apicomplexa; Conoidasida; Eucoccidiorida; Sarcocystidae. The transcript has a single exon. Bases 1 to 3411 code for a protein of 1136 amino acids. The record is from RefSeq and is a predicted model, not a curated record.
AUGAUGGGUCCUGCCCUUACGUCAGUGAGAUUUCUCUUUUUCGGACCCCGACGGGGGCUCCUUUCUUUUCUUUUUAUCCUGUUUCAGUGGGUCAUGAACUUCCCCUCCUGUCGUGUGGAAGCUGUAACCCCCUUCCAAAAGUCAUUCCUUGUCCAGUUUGAGCCCCUGUUAUCAUCGUCAGACAAAGCGGGAGGGAAUGCGCUGGCGACGUUCAAGUUUGACGCGCUAAGGCAAGUCUUCAAGGCCUCUGCAGGGGAGAGCUUCGAAGACGAAACAGUGAAGAGAACCGUGUUGCUAGGUCGUCAAACGUUUGACACCAUUAUGCAACAGACCUUGUCAAGAGAUUCGGAUAAACCCUCCGAAGCAAAGGUCGAAUACAGUCCAGGGGGCCAGUCUCCACUUCCUUCUUUCGCCAUUGAUGCCAUCUCAACCAUGACGCUCGGAGGCAUUCAACAUCUGGAGCUGGUUUGCACUCUCGACCGUGUGGAAGGUAGCGACGAUUCAGCGAUACGGUGCGAGCCUCAGCCACAAGCUUUGCCCGGCUCCCUUCGUGUCGGAUUCAUCUUCCAGUUGGUUCCAAGCACUGACAAGGUUCGCCCCAGUCAGACCUCAGCGAGCUCACCACCUCUGUGUCGGAUUGUUCAUGAUUCAGGGCGGUCCGAAUUCCCGUCUUUCCUCGAUGCAGCCAUAGGGCUGUGCGCAGCCUUCGGAUACGAUUCCCAGCUCAUUGUUCAUGAAGGGAACGCAGCCCUAGAUUUGUUGCCGGAUCUGUACCCAGAAGGCCUCCCUUCGAAGGGAUUUGAAUCGAUCCCUGCCCGCUAUGUGAAGCCCUACCAUUCGCUUUCGUUUGUAGGGAUAAAACCUGUAAAAUCGACGCCAUCAAAAAAUGUAAAAGAUCACAGUGAAGCGGACUUUCUUCCAAAUGAGGAACUGGACACACUCUCUUGGCGCGGAGUGGCUGUUAGCUCUUGUGUGUACGAAAACGCUCUCGGGCGCCUCAAGGAGGCAAUACGCAAUGCUGUCAUUUCGGACGGUCCUACCGAGGUCCGGGACUGCACGCUUCACGUAGGACGACCUGAUCAAUAUACAGACGCUCUGACAAAGGCAGCGGGAAGUGCCUGCCUUCCCGGCAAGAACUUUCUCGGCUGUCUCGACGCAAUUCGUACGGGGCCGUACGUUGAGGAAGCCUACGUUGCCAUGCGUUCUAUGCGGAAACAAAUCGAGCAGUUGACGCCGACAGUUUCGCCGAAUGCAAUGCAUAUGCUGAGUAUGUUGAUGGAGCCUGAAACCUGGCGAACGCUUCACUCCCUUAUUGGGCCACAAGCUGCUCGUCUCUUUGAAACGCCCUCUCAAACGGCUUGGUAUGAAGAGGGAAUGCUCAAAGUGAAACAGCACACAGCUCGCACGGAUGCCCCUCUGGUCCCUUCUUCAGAAACUCUCAUCUCCGAAGCUCUGCGCUUCCCAUUGUGGUUUCUGGACAUCUUUCCCUCUUCGAAGUACUGGCAGACAUUAAAACUCGGCUGCGUGUUGGAAGACCUCGCGUAUCUUGGCGAGAUGGGCAGAGUCUUCAUUCGUCAGAGCCCCCGUCGUCUGGAGUAUGCAAACAUGGUCUCCACGAGUAGAAUCGUUAAUCCAGCUGUCCUUCUCCAGGAGGACGUAACCGAGCUGCGGGGAGAGACAAGUACACACGACCUGAGGCAGUCCGACGAUGAUGAUACUGGAAGAGAAUCCGUGAUUGAAUCCGGACAGAUCUUCCUGCCGAGCGGAAAGAGUGUGCGGCCGCUGCAACGUGUCUACGCCUUCGAAGAUCUCAAAGCUGUUUCAAAUAUUAACCCCGCUCAAUCGGAGAAUGAUGAUGCCGUCCGACGUCUCUGGCUGGUGUCGCCGUUUUUUGAAGAACGUGGAGACAUCACUGUCACAGGAGUGCCCGCACGGGACGGAGGAACAUUUGAUCUACGAUUUCUGUGUACCAAGCGCGGGCGGUUUCGGAUCAGUAGCAAUCUUGUAGGCUGGUUUUCAAACUAUCUGUGUGAGCCUGAGUAUGUCCCGGUCCCAGACAGCGAGUACACUGGGCAACUACGUCAAGGUGACAAACCGGUGAACCGCUUGAUCGGUAUUGAGUUCGAGGAUCACGCACCUUGGAGGUGUGGAGUCAGCUUUCUCGGGACUGAGAGGCAACUUAAAGAGACAGCUGUCCGUGGAUCGGAUCUUUUGAAGAUUAUGACUGGACUCUGUUCCUUGUUGGGCUUCAAAACUGGGUGGAUCCUGGACAGUGUAACGGAUUUGUCGACGCACGAGAAGAUGAAAAUUACAAUGGUGCUCGAGAAGCGCAUCUCUUUCUAUGAGAACCAAGGUUUCUUACUCUCGUUAAAUACAAUCAAAAGCCGAGAACAUGUGGAAACGUGCGCCGGUUCCAGUGCGGCAGAUCCUACCGGCGUCCUGUCCGGCGUGUGCAAGCAGCCACAUGACAUCUUGGUAAAUCCCGGGUUUGAGGCAACUACGUUCUACACUCUUGUGGAACGCACGUACGAUACGCUCUACAACCUUACAUUCGACUGCAAUUCACCCUCGUGGCAGAACUGCGGGAAACCGUUUCCCCUCUCAGUCAAGGAUCCCCGCGGCGAAGGUUGUGCUUUUGAGCGACACCCCCUUUUUCACGAGCUGAAAUAUCUGAAUCCUGAUAAGUGCAAUACGGGCAAAAGAAUCGGCGAGUGCCAUGAGUUUGUCCGGAAACAUCUUAAAUGCAAUCGACACGAGAAAAAAGGGUGCAAAUACCUCAUUUUUCUCCACACCCAAUUCAUUUACCCCGGUGGAGACACAGGAAAGAAGCUGCCCAAAGUCAUCCAGGAUCAGUACGAAUUUGUCGGUAAAGACAUUCAUAAAGAAGCAGGCCCCUUGUUGUUCGAAGCCAUUCGAAAGUCUGCAACGGAAGAGUUGUCUAGAGUCAACUCUCUUGAGUCUGCGGCUGCCACCACCGAGUUUCGGGAUAUGCACGAAGAAGGAACCGGUGGUGACGGUGAACAACCGGCCGCCUUGAUCAGCAGUGUGAGAGACAUGCUCCUGGAGUCAUUGAUAUUCGUAGACUGGACUGGAACGCCCCAGUUCUGGAUCCGUGCCCAAUACAAAUAUGAUGAGAAAACCGGCAUGAUGACCGAGGACAAGGACAAGCUCUUCUGUCCUGUUGCGUAUGCAUGGGCAUACAUUACACGGCUGCAUGGUCAGCUGUACAGGCAUUCGAGCGACUACUUCCAAGACAAACUUCCGCGGACGUCUCGCCCGACCUCAGAUGACCAGCAAAAUGAGGCGCUGCCGUCUUCCGAUAGGAUGGCACUGCAAGACAGCAGUGGAAGCGAAUCAGACGAGUCAGACACACAGCAGGGCCGGAGACCGAUUGAACAACACCUGUUUUGA